AUGCAUGGAUGUCUAGCUGAUUGCGAAGUCCGUGGUGGAAGACGCGCUGAAGAAGACAGAGGGUGCGGAUUGGGCGGACUCGCGGCGGCUUACUGUCUGGGACAAGCUGGGCAUAAGAUUACGGUAUUAGACAGUGCGCACGCGAUUGGAGAGGUUGGCGCCGGCAUUCAAGUUACGCCGAAUGUUAACAGGUUACUGUUCCGGUGGGGGCUUAGACAAGUCUUGGAGGAGGUUGUAGUGACGCCGGAAGCGCUCGCAUUCCAUCGAUGGGAAACCGGUGAAAGGAUCGCGUACACAAGAUGGGGAAAGAAGAUAGAGGAGGACCACGGCGCCCCGUACUAUCAUAUUCACCGUGCCGACUUUCACAAGAUCUUGUUCGACCUGGCAUCUCCUCACAUGAGCCUCCGCCUCAAGUCCCGAGUUGUCGCUAUUGACCCUUCGGUACCCAACCUCACUCUCGAAUCGGGUGAAGUCAUCAAGACUGAUCUCAUCGUCGGGGCAGACGGGGUCAAGUCGUUCGUCAGAGAAGUGGUCAUAGGUGGACCGGAUAAACCGGUGCCUACUGGCGAUGCUGUAUACCGGGCCAUUGUGUCGACGGAUGAGAUGAUUAAGGAUCCCCAGCUCAGAAGCCUCGUUGAUAUACCCGAGAUGUGUGGGUGGAUGGGACCGGGCAGGCACAUUAUGGCUUACAACAUUCGAGCGAAGAAGGAGUACAAUUUGGUAAUGGCUUACCCAGACGACGGGUCGACCGAAUCCUGGACGGCGGAAGGUAAUCCUGAUCAGAUGAGGGGUCUGGUCGCAGGUUGGGAGCCCCGAGUGCAGAAACUUUACGGCCUUGUAAAAACGGCGUUGAAGGGGAAGUUGAUGGACCGCGCACCGCUGGAUACGUGGAUUCACCAAGAUGACAAGGUGAUAUUACUGGGGGACGCGUGCCAUCCUAUGCUUCCGUACCGCGCGCAAGGAGCGGCAAUGGCGAUUGAAGACGGUGCUGUCUUGGGCAACUUGUUCUCUCGCCUGGAGAACCCCGCCCAGGUCCCGAAACUCAUCCACGCAUAUGAAACCUUACGGCUGCCUCGUGCUUCCGCUACACAAGCAUCUGCACGGCUGAACCAGAAGAUAUUCCACCUUCCCGAUGGGCCUGAACAGGAAGUGCGCGAUGAGUCUAUGAAGCAGGCAAUGCGCAUUGAGCUCGGACAAGAGCCGAGCGGCGAGACGUUGGAGGGCAAUGCAAACCAGUGGGCGGACAAGUCGAAGAACGUCGUGCAAUUCAGUUAUGAUGCAGAUGAAGAGGUAAACCGGUGGUGGGCGGAGCACGGCGAGGAGGUCCUUAGUGUGAGGAGUUCAUUGGCAAGCAAGAUGUAA
Molecule: messenger RNA, 1362 nt
Organism: Gloeophyllum trabeum ATCC 11539
Lineage: Eukaryota; Fungi; Basidiomycota; Agaricomycetes; Gloeophyllales; Gloeophyllaceae
Product: FAD/NAD P-binding domain-containing protein
Exons: 8
Coding region: 1-1362 (453 amino acids)
Biological process (GO): secondary metabolite biosynthetic process
Molecular function (GO): monooxygenase activity; FAD binding
Source: RefSeq, a predicted model, not a curated record